Panicum hallii is the source of this 1780-nucleotide messenger RNA. RefSeq names its product beta-glucuronosyltransferase GlcAT14A-like. Gene Ontology annotation, molecular function: glucuronosyltransferase activity. Gene Ontology annotation, cellular component: membrane. Bases 218 to 1474 code for a protein of 418 amino acids. The record is from RefSeq and is a predicted model, not a curated record. NCBI's taxonomy places the organism in Eukaryota, Viridiplantae, Streptophyta, Magnoliopsida, Poales, Poaceae. The transcript has 4 exons.
GCCGCCUCCUCCAGUGCUGCUCGCAGGUGGUGGAUAGAUCUCGCCGGGCCUCACAGUACGACCCGCCAUUGGCUCACUCACUACAAGCGAGCAAGGCCGCGCAAGUAAUCCAGUCCACAGAUUGAUCGAUCAAGAGAGAGAGAGAGAGAGAGCCAAGAGACCGAUUGGUUGGUAGGUGGGGGCGAGGGAAAGCGGCGAGAGCGAGAUUGAUGCGCGCAUGGCGCUGCGGGCGCGGGUGAUGGGGCCUGGCGGCGGCCGGCGGGAGCUGCUGCUGGUCUCCGCGGCCUUCACGGCGCUCCUCGUCGCCUCCAUCCUCCUCCUCCCGUCGCUCCUCCUCAGAACGCGGCCCAGCUUCCUGUCGUCCUCCGCCGCCGGCGGGGACCGGCAGCCGCGGUACCCGGUCUCGUUCGCCUACCUCAUCUCGGCGUCCUCGGGGGACGCGGCCCGCGCGGCGCGGCUGCUGGCGGCGCUCUACCACCCGGCCAACACCUACCUGCUGCACCUGGACCGGGAGGCCCCCGCGGGGGAGCACCGCCGGCUGGCGGAGCUGGUGUCCGCGCGGGGCGUGUACGCGCGCGCGGGCAACGUGUGGGUCGUCGGCCGCCCCAACCUCGUCACCUACCGGGGCCCCACCAUGCUCACCACCACGCUGCACGCCGUCGCCAUGCUGCUGCGCCUGCGCCGCCGGUGGGACUGGUUCGUCAACCUCAGCGCAUCCGACUACCCGCUCGUCACCCAGGACGACAUGAUGGAGGCGUUCGCCGGGCUGCCCAGGGACCUCAACUUCAUCCAGCACACCAGCCACCUCGGCUGGAAGAUAAAGAAGCGGGCGCGGCCGGUGAUCCUGGACACGGCGCUGUACGAGGACGGGCGGGCGGAGCUCAUCCGGCCGGUGAACAUCACCACCAACCUCCGGAGGUUCCCCACGGCCUUCAAGCUCUACACAGGGUCGGCGUGGACGAUGCUGUCGCGUCCCUUCACGGAGUACGUGACGAUGGGGUGGGACAACCUCCCCCGGACCCUCCUCCUGUACCACGCCAACAUCAUCUCCUCGCCGGAGUUCUACUUCCAGACGGUGGCCUGCAACUCCCGGCGGUUCCGCAACGCCACCGUGAACCACGACCUGCACUUCAUCCGGUGGGACAACCCGCCGAAGCAGCACCCGCUGCACCUCACCUCCAGGGACUACCGCCGGAUGCUGCUCAGCGGCACCCCCUUCGCGCGCAAGUUCCGGGAGGGCGACCCGGUGCUGGACCGGAUCGACCGGGACAUCCUGCGGCGGCGGGGGCCCGGCCAGUUCGCCUACGGCGGGUGGUGCUCCGAGUCCGGGGAGGGCGGCGCGGCGCUGUGCGGCAACCCGCAGGAGCCCGGGAGGAAGGGGGCCGUCAAGGCCGGCGCCGGGUCGCGACGGCUCAAGGCGCUGCUCGGCAAGGCGCUGGCCCCGGGGAAUCUCAGGAGAAAGCAGUGUAGGUGAAAGAAAUUGUUUUUUUGGCUUUGCUUUCUCUUUUAUUUACAGGGCGAGGAGGAUCAAACAUGUCAUGUAUGUAUAGCAAAAGGAACGGCAUGAAUUCGAGGCAAUUUUGGUUCCCUGAAAUUCUGAGGUCAAAUUUCAGGAACUCUACAGGUUAUCUGCUGAUUAUAUUAGCGAAGAGGUCAUUCAUUAGUUUGACAGAGCUAACAUUCAGCUCGUGUACUUCACUCUCUCGUGUCAGAAAACAAGCAUGAAACACUGUACAAGGUAGAACUGGCUGAUGAAAUACUGGGCGCCCGUUUGUCUGUA